Molecule: messenger RNA, 3792 nt
Organism: Nilaparvata lugens (brown planthopper)
Lineage: Eukaryota; Metazoa; Arthropoda; Insecta; Hemiptera; Delphacidae
Gene: gry
Product: trafficking protein particle complex subunit 11
Exons: 21
Coding region: 155-3505 (1116 amino acids)
Cellular component (GO): cytoplasm
Source: RefSeq, a predicted model, not a curated record
AUUUGAAAGAUAGCAAUUCAGCAAGUCAAAUUCAAUACAAACGUAAACGUCAGAAUUUUUGCUUAUAUCUGUGAUAUUUUAUUCUUAUUAUAAUGUAGUGGUUUCAAUUGGUAAUUUGAUCCAUUGUUGUAUAAUUCCAGAUCUCACUGUAAACAUGAUGGAGGACGGUGUAGAAUGGCCCGAAGAACUGUGCUUCCAACCGCAGCCCCUUGUAGGGGUAAUUGGUUUGGAACUGACCAAUUCAGCCCAUAAAACUAUAUGGGACGCCCUUAUCAGCACAAGGAGAUUGGACAGAGCGCCUGUUCAAUUCAAAUUGCUCACCAAUAUUACAGAAUUUCCUCCUGUAAAACCCAAGCGCAAUUCGUACGAAUGGUACAUUCCGAAAGGUAUUCUGAAAAAGAACUGGAUGAAGAAACACCUGACUCUGUUGCCGGCGGUUGUGGUGAUAUUUUUCGAGCUUGACUGGGACGAUGAUGUGCGGUGGGCAGAGAAGCGGUCUCAAUGUACCAGUCUUGUACAGGCUGUCAGAUCGUCGCUGGAUGGCCGCAACACGAGGAUAGCAGUGGUGCUUCUGCAGCAGAGGGCGGUGUCCCCCACCGGGGAGGACAUAGUGGCCGCAGAGAGAGCGGCAGCGCUGUGUAGUGCCUCUGAAAUCAACCAGAAGUCGUUAUUCGUGCUGCCACACGGCGACCAUCUGCAUGGCUACACGCUCAGGCUCGAGAACGCAUUCUAUGAACUAGCCCAGAGCUACUAUCAGGCGGAAAUAAGGCAUAUCAAAUCACAUCGGGAGCAUCUGAAUAAAACAACGCAUCAGUACUUGUUUGUCAGACAUCAGUUCAAGAUGGGAUUCCUUAAUGAAAUGAGGCAGGAUCUGAGGAGUGCACAUGGGCACUACUCAGCAGCCUAUACAAACCUGCAGGACCUGAGGCUUGUAGAUACAAACGCACUGGAAGUGAAAACAGUGGCCGGGUUCCUAGUAUACAAACAGUGUCGACUCAUGUUCACCUUCAACCAAGCCAGAGAGGCAAUACAACAGUAUCGAGCGCAUGUCGAGUAUUUCCUCAACAAAAUCGGUCCCAAAGAGUUGGCUUUCGAGCAUUAUGCUUGGCUUUCUAAAGGAUCCAGUGUGUUUGGAGAUCUAUUCGAUGAAGCGAUUCGUGUUGGUCUUGAAGCCAGUCAAACUCAACAUCCAGGGUUCUACUAUGAACAAGCUGCUCGACAUUCUAUCACAAGGAAACAGUUGGCUGCAAAUAUAUGCCAGGGCGUAGAUAAAUACCCAGACAGUGACCCCUUGGCUGGAGCGAACUCAAUGGAGUUCUAUGGGCAGAGACCGUGGAGACCGGGCAAGUUAAGUGUGGAGCCGCCUGAUCCAAUCAAAGAGAGAGACGGCGUUAUAGCUCUGCAGUACAAGGAGAAAUUCCAUUGCAAUCAUUCUUUGAUCAUAAUUACACACAUAGGCAACGCUAUAUCUCAGUUCAAAACCUACAACUGUCCCAGAAUGAGGAGAUGCUUGGUUGUUCAGAUGGCAGAUGAGUACUGUAGUUCCAAGGAUUAUGGCAAGGCUUUAACUCUACUAUCUCACAUGCUGUGGGACUACCGCAAUGAAAGAUGGUGGCUGUUAUUCUCCUGCCUGCUCUCCAAAGCUCUGUACUGCGCCUAUCUAACAGCCAGCAUUAAGGAAUACAUUGAGGUAGGCCUGGAAGCGAUGUCGCAGUUCCCUCAGGACCGACAAGUCAAACUGUUCAACAAUAUUCUAGCUGUCAUCAAGAAAUCAGUUCCAGAACCGGAGCCGAACAUAGACCCGGCCGAUAUUGAACCAGUUUUGGAGCUGUGGAAAACUAGAAACUCUGAUGUUGCCACAUCGCUUAUAACAAUCAAAAUGAAAAACAUCGACUCCUGUAUUGACUGCAAGGCGAAAUUUGUUGAAGCUACUUGCUCUUCGGUUGAUAUUCAACUCUUCAUCAAGAGUCGUCUAGAAUGCAGCGUGCAAUUUGGAAGGCUGAGCGUUUCGGUGAGCAGUCCUACGGUUAGUUCUGAGUUCGCGGUGAAUCCAACUCAGAGCGCGGAGUUUCCUAUCUGCGAGGGCAGCUCUGAUUCUGAUCCCAGGCUGCUAUUUGCACCAGGCGAAGUGAAGACCUACUCCUGUCAGUAUGUGCCCAAUCCGCAGGAUGUUGGCAAGGAAAUACAGAUCGAAGCAAUUUCUUUGGAACUUGGCGGUGGACCGGGAGAAAGAAAAAUUAUUCUUCAAUUUACUGGUCACGGUUGUGAACCGGCCAACCCCUAUCCUGAACUUCUGUACUUCAGACGAGGCAACGCCGAUGCACUGCACUUUGACACUUUUGCGCCGGUCACAUCAACGAUAAUCACAGCUAGAGUGCCCCAGAUCAAGCUGAGCGUCGAGCAGGAGACGCCUGCGUUGCAGGGCGCGUGGCACUCUAUAGGUGUACUGGUCGAGAACGCAGAGUCCAUUCCCAUUGGUCAGGCCAUUCUUAAUGUGGCUGUGCGUCCUAGCUUGGAGGAUCCUGGAAUUGAACAGAAUACUGAGCUGUGUGAAUCCAUUGAGAAUGGAGUCCUUUCAUUACCAAUGACGCUCACAUUGGGUGCCUUGGAAGCUGGAAGCUCCCUGAAGAAAACAUUCCUCAUGAAAUCGUUGUCAUUACCAACACGCAAUCUUAUUUUGAAGGUAUCCUAUCGCACAGACAAGAACGAGCUGUGUGAGAAAGAGCAUGUGAUGUCAGUUAGUGUGGUAAGGGCUAUGGAAAUGGCCACCUCGUUUCUGUCCACUCGGUUCGAGCCAAUCAACAAGCUCUACGCCAAGGAGCCAUUUGUCAUCAGCAUGCGUCUCGACUGCAUAUCACCCUGGCCAAUCACCGUUCACAAAACUGAACUGGUGCCGAGUGCCAGCAUGAACGAUGAAGGCGCGAAGUAUGUUUGCCAGCUGAAAGGUACUCACUUGAAGAAUGCUGAAUCGGGCACUUGUAUAAGCUCGCUCAUCGCCAAAGAGCCAUCAGAAAAGCUUACUAGUGUCGGAACUUUUGUGGUGUAUUGGUGCAAACAAGGCUCGGAUGCGUCUCUGGUAACAACGACCACAUUCGGACUGCCCGAGAUGCACGUUAGCAAGACACCACUGCUGCUAGACAUGGUGGUGCCCUCGCAUGGCCGCGUCAGGACACCACUGCCGGUGUCCUAUGUGGUGCGCAACAACACCACCACCCUGCUCACUGUCACGCUCGCCAUGGAGCCCAGUGACGCAUUCAUGUUUGCCGGCCACAAACAGUUGCAAUUCAGAAUCCUGCCGGAAUCCACACACCAACUAGACUACAAUCUGUAUCCCCUGCUCUGUGGACUGGUGGCUCUGCCUCAGAUCAAACUUUCCUCCACUGAUAACCAGGCGACUGCCAUCAUCAUCAACGAACUCAUCGAACGAGUUCUCCCCACCCAUGUCUACAUUAUGCCUCAAGCGAAAGGAAAACCUCAAGAACAACCUAUAGCAGUGGAAAAUUGAGAUCAAGCUGCUGAAAGUGCAAUUAAAAAAGACAAUUGGUAAUUUUAAUGUCAUCAUUGUGGACUCUCAUAUUUUAUUGUAAAUAUAGGACUAUUAGAUUGGGUGAUUCAAUAUAUUUAUUGAUUAACAAAAUUAUUUGGUGUCACAGGCAUCAUUCAUAUUAUGUAUAGUAUUAUUUUGUUUAUUGUAAAAAUCUCAUCACAUAUUCAUUACUGUUAUAUUUACUUGUAUAUGAAUAAUUUCAAAUAAAUAUAAACUCAAUAUUAGGAAAAUAUUUACUACUCAAA